GGCAGAAAGAGCAGUUGCCUUGCCAGCUGAUUUUGUUUUGGUUUAACUUUGAAGUCGCAAUUGAAAAUAAUGAAAGUAGUUUGGUAACUUUCAGUUACCUUUGCUAAAUUACAAUGUUACUUGCGCUCAAACAAUCGCGAUUGUGCAAAACAAGUGCCAUUAUUCGAAGGAAGUCCAUUUCCGGUGAAGCUAGCAGUGUUUUAAGUGAAAAUUUGUCUUGUCACAAAUGGUGGUUGGCGGAUGGCUUUCGUUCAUUCAGCUCGGGUUCCCUGAAAUUGCAAUCAAGAGGUGAAGAUUUCGAGCAAUUUGGUUUGAAGUUCGAUUCCAUUACUAGCACCCCGCCGAAAAAUGCCCGAGUUGUCAUUUGCGGAGGCGGUAUCAUGGGAGCGGCCGUUGCCUAUCAGUUGGCUCAACGCGGCUGGGGACCACACACAGUGCUCAUUGAAAAAGGCCGAAUCGGAGAAGGAAACCCUUGGCAUUUCAGUGGCCUGCUUGGAGAGCUGAAGCCAACUUAUUCGCAGGUUCUCCUGGCUCAGACGUCGCUUGAUCUGAUCAAGGAGUUCGACCAGAAAGGAUUGCCAACAGGAUGGAAGCAAACCGGAUCGUUGAAUUUGGCACGGACUCGUGACCGGAUGACGAUGUUUCGGAGGAUGAAAUCUUCCAGUGUCUCUUGGAACGUUGAAUGUGAACUCGUUUCACCAGAGAGAUGCAAAGAAUUGUGUCCCAUAAUCGAAACGGAUGAUCUGGUCGGUGGUCUGUGGAUCCCCAAUGAUGGUAUCGGCAAUCCCAAUGCCUUUUGCCAAAGUCUAGUCAAGGAAUCAUUGGACAAAGGUGUUUCAGUUGUAGAAAAUUGUCCGAUUACAAAAAUUGUUCAGCAGGAUGGACGAGUCAAGGCUGUUGAAACUGUUAAUGGAGCAGUGGAGUGCGUUUAUUUUGUAAAUUGCGCAGGGUUCUGGGCUCGUCAAGUUGGCCAACUAUCAGAACCUUAUGUUAAAGUUCCACUUCACGCAGCUGAACACUAUUAUCUGCACACGAAACCGAUGUACGAAUUAACGUCCAGCAUUCCGGUGGUUAGAGAUCUCGAUGGACACAUCUACUUCCGGGAAAACAAUGGCUGUCUUUUGGCAGGAGGUUUCGAAACCAAAGCGAAGCCCGCCUAUGAAGACGGUGAGGUCCCAUCAAACAUUGCGGAGAGAAAACUGCACGCAGAUUGGGACCAUUUCCAUCCUUUGCUAGAGCAGCUUCUGUAUCGCAUUCCAAAUUUGAAAAAUGCUACCUUGGAACGUUUGUCUAAUUGCCCGGAAGCGUUCUCGCCCGAUUGUAAGUGGAUUAUUGGAGAAGCACCGGAGAUUCAAAAUUAUCUAGUCGCAGCCGGAAUGAAAACAAUUGGAAUGUCUGCAGCAGCAGGAGUUGGAAGAGCAAUUGCUGAUAUAAUUACGCAAGGAUAUUCGACAGUUGAUUUGCAUGAGCUGGACAUCUCGCGUUUUCUGGGGCUGCACAAUAAUCGCAAAUUUCUGAGAGACCGCGUUCGAGAGGUUCCCGGAUUGCACUACGAUCUUAACUAUCCGUUUUAUGAAUUUAGAACGGGGCGUAACCUCAGGAUGUCACCCAUUUUCCCUGCUUUGAAAGAAGCGGGUGCCGUUUUCAGUCAAGUUAUGGGCUACGAGCGGCCAGCUUGGUUCGACAAAAAGAACUCACUCGAUGAGAAAGGUAUUCCCAAGUUCCGGAUAGCCUCAACGGAUGGUUUCGGGAAGCCGCACUGGUUCGAAAAUGUGCAAAAUGAGUACGAAGCGUGUCGAGAGCAGAUUGGACUGAGUGACUACAGUACGUUCACUAAAAUUGAUCUUUGGUCCAAAGGAAGGGAAGUUGUAGAUCUGCUACAGUAUCUCUGCUCGAAUGACAUCGAUCAACCAGUCGGUUCAAUUAUUCACACGGGAAUGCACAAUCGCCAUGGUGGCUACGAGAAUGAUUGCUCUUUGGCUAGGCUUUCAGAAAAUCACUACAUGAUGAUUGCUCCGACAGUUCAACAAGCUCGUUGCAAAGCGUGGAUUGAUCGACAUCUUCCAUCUGGGGGCAGAGUUAGCGUCUCAGACGUAACAUCCAUGUAUACUGCCAUUUGUAUCAUGGGACCAUUUACUCGGAUUAUGCUGUCUGAGUUGACCGAUACAGAUCUGUCUCCGAAAAACUUUCCGUUUUUCACCUGUAAGGAGCUUGACGUUGGUUUGGCCAAUGGCAUCCGAGCAUUGAACCUAACGCACACCGGCGAGCUGGGCUACGUUUUGUACAUUCCGAACGAAUUCGCCCUGCACGUGUACACGAAACUGAUGGAAGCGGGCCAAAAGUACGGGAUCAAACACUGCGGGUACUACGCGAUGCGUACGCUUCGAGUGGAGAAAUUCUUUGCAUUCUGGGGUCAGGAUCUGGACACGUUUACCACGCCAUUGGAAUGUGGUCGAAUGUGGCGCGUUAAGUUUGAUAAAGGAGUCAAUUUCAUUGGCCGGGAUGCGUUGUUAGCUCAGCGAGACAAAGGCGUUGAACGUAUGUACAUUCAGCUGCUGAUCAACGACCAUGACCCGGAAAUAGACCUUUGGAGUUGGGGAGGCGAGCCCAUCUACAGGAAUGGAGUCUACUGUGGACAAACCACAACAACAGCCUACGGGUUCACAUUCAAGAAACAGAUCUGUCUCGGUUUUGUGAAGAAUUUAGACUUUAAAGGAAAGCCACUUCCGGUGACGAACGAGUACGUACUGAGUGGCGAUUACGAGGUGGAAAUCGCAGGGGUUCGAUAUCCGGCAAAAGCCAAUCUGCACUCGCCGAAUCUGCCCACCAAAUUUCCGGACAAAGAGCGGGAAGCGUACAAAGCCACCCGAGACAAACCGGACGAUACGAAUCUACUUGCUUAUAGCAAAUCAUAGGCCACAUUUUCACAAGCUCUUUUCGGAAUGCGUAUGAUGUGCCCCUACCAUAACCCGAUUUGGAAUCAAACCACUCUAUCAGGAUGGGUGUGAAAUCUGCGUUCCGAAUCAAUCGCAUCGCAGCAUUGUGAUUUGCGUCCGUGUGUCUCCCUAUCGCAAUGUUUGUGGACGCUUGAGGGUGCAAACGACAAUACCAUUUUCCGUGUACGUUUGAUUGAAGUACGUGCAUUUUGUUUUGAAAUAAUCAAUUUACAAUGUUAUUUUAAUUUUAGUUUCAAAAGUGUAAAAUAAAUUUGUCUUCCAGUUUUUUUUUUGCCGUAAAUAAAGUUUAAUGUUUUUUUUAAUGUUCAUCGAAAGAACGAUAACCGAAUAAAAGUAGCCAUCAUUA
Molecule: messenger RNA, 3303 nt
Organism: Uranotaenia lowii
Lineage: Eukaryota; Metazoa; Arthropoda; Insecta; Diptera; Culicidae
Product: pyruvate dehydrogenase phosphatase regulatory subunit, mitochondrial
Exons: 8
Coding region: 114-2915 (933 amino acids)
Cellular component (GO): mitochondrial matrix; cytoplasm; mitochondrion
Molecular function (GO): protein binding; oxidoreductase activity
Source: RefSeq, a predicted model, not a curated record